Molecule: messenger RNA, 1947 nt
Organism: Procambarus clarkii (red swamp crayfish)
Lineage: Eukaryota; Metazoa; Arthropoda; Malacostraca; Decapoda; Cambaridae
Gene: Nf-YC
Product: nuclear factor Y-box C
Biological process (GO): regulation of transcription by RNA polymerase II
Cellular component (GO): CCAAT-binding factor complex; nucleus
Molecular function (GO): DNA-binding transcription activator activity, RNA polymerase II-specific; protein heterodimerization activity; RNA polymerase II cis-regulatory region sequence-specific DNA binding
Source: RefSeq, a predicted model, not a curated record
UCCGCCAUCUUUUGUUUACAAGCGGAGGAGACUGGUGUUGAGAGGCGGCGGCGGCGUCAUGUGCUGUGUUUUUGGCUCUGUGGGCCCUUGAUACAAGCCCCUUGGUGCCCCCUGGUGCCCCCUGGUGGCCCCUGGUGCCCCUCACCACCCCAGGACAAAGAUGGGUUGCUAAAUUCAUCGGAACAAGUCGCACGUGCACAUGUGAACAAUGCAGACAUAUACCGAGUCGGAGUUUGCACAUAGUAUGUCAGUGGAUGGGCAGCUGGAAGUAAAUCAGCAAGUGCUGACAGAAGCACAGCAGAGCCUCAAUGGCUUUUGGCCUAAAGUUACAGAUGAGAUUCGGCAACUUACACAGACGUUGACUUUCUCCCAGACUGACCUUCGGCAACAAGAGUUACCAUUGGCGCGGAUAAAACGUAUAAUGAAGCUAGAUGAUGACGUAAAGAUGAUUAGUGCAGAAGCACCAGUCUUGUUUAGUAAAGCUGCGGAAAUAUUCAUCACAGAGCUCACCCUCAGAGCAUGGAUACACACAGAAGACAACAAACGGAGAACAUUACAGAGAAAUGACAUAGCUAUGGCAAUUACCAAGUAUGACCAAUUUGACUUUUUGAUUGACAUUGUACCGAGAGACGAGCUAAAACCUACCAAGAGUCGGGAGGAUGCCAACCGUGCCGGAGUUCCUACAGAUCAGCAUUAUUUCCAGAUAGCACAGCACUACCAGGCAGUGUUGCAGCAGUCCACAGCCAACAACAGCAGCAACAACUCUCAGAACUCUGUACAGCAAGCUUCUGUUCAGCCGCAGACUAUUCAGAUUGUUCAGACAGGAGGACAAGCUUCUGCAGUGCAGACAACUGGAACCAACGUAGCAUCAGCGACGCAACCUCAGCAGGGACCACAGAUCAUUCAGCUUCAGUCUCAAGCACAAGCGCAACAGAGCCAACAACAGGCGCAACAAACCACGCAGCAGACUGCUGGCGGAGGGAUUCAGAUUAUUCAGCAAAUUAUUGGACCUGAUGGACAAGUACAGCAAAUACCUAUCCAAUUGACCCCACAGCAGCUACAAAUGAUCAAACUACAGAUGUCUGGUGCCACUCAGCAGCCAAUCAUUAUUCAAACUGCUCCUAUACAAGCAGUGGCACAACAGGCUCAGACAGUGGUCACCACCCAGCCACAAAUUAUUCAGCUGCAGCAGAGUGGAGGUCAGCCCGUGUAUAUCACUCAGAGUCAGGCCCAGCAGCAGUAGUUGCACUUGUUGAAGUGAUGCUGAAUGUGCUGUCAGCUUCACAGAUACAAGUUCAAACUUUACAAGGAAUUAUUUAACAUGGUUAAAGUUAUGGUUAUUUCUUACCAAGUGCUCUUUUAAGGUUAUAAACAUGGUGGGCUGUUGGUCUGAAAGCUUUUGUGAAUGAUACAAGGGAGCAAAUGACACAAUUUAAGGAAUUAAGACUUUCCUCGGUCUGAUCUCUCACUCUUCCAGUGGCUCAGAAAAAAGGCAGUUCUUUGUAUCAUGAGUGAAACACAUAAGAGCUGCACACUAACUAGUUCUGGACAACUAGUUUUAACAUAUUUAUUAUUUUUCCCAGGUUUAUGUAAGUAAAGACUAGUUGAAAAGUUUCAAGACUAGACCUUUGGAAAAUGGCAAGAAGAGAGUUUGUAGCAGUGAGGAGUUGCUACGUGAAGUUUGUUGAGGGUUUGUGUGUAGACUGAUCCUGGAGCAUUACAGAUGUAUGUACCAGUGAUUUUCCUGGAGGAUUAUUUAUGCAAUAUAUUUUCAGAAUUCUAAACUCGCAUAUCAAAUGCAAGACUUGUAUAUAUAUAUAAGAUUAUUAACAGGCCAUUUUUUCAUUUUGAUUCAUAUUAUUCUACUGUAUUUUGAGGAAUGCACUUCUAUCUCUUAAAAUAUUUUGUAAAUUAUGGUAAUUUAAGCAAUAAAAUUAUCCUUUUUUA